GGUGAGUCAAAUUUGAUCUAAUUGAGCUCCAAAACAGGUUUUUUUUACCUACGUGUUGAUAACCGCAUGGUUGAAAUGGAUAUAGCAGGUUUGCCUUCUUGCAGCGUGCAUAGUGUUAUCAGUUUUCGCCUUAACUUGAUGGAAUAAUAGCAUUGGAUCACAUUAGUUGUCUGUGUUGGUUUGCAUUCAGCAGUUUUAUUCAGUUGUUCAUUGUGGAAAGUUAGGGAUAUGGAACAUAUUGUGCGCGAAGUAAAGCAGCUGUUUCUGGACGAAAAUGUUUUCAGAAGAUACAUCAAAGGUGGUAUAGCCGUUCUAGGCCUUUGGUUGGUAUUCGGCUUUGCAGCCCAGCUAGUAUGCAACUCGGUAGGUUUUCUCUACCCAGCGUAUCUUUCUAUCCAUGCCAUUGAAAGCCACAAAAAAGACGAUGACACGAAGUGGUUAACGUAUUGGGUGAUCUUCGCUCUCUUCUCCGUUGUCGAGUACUUUGCCGACUUCAUUGUGGGCUGGUUCCCUCUGUACUGGCUGAUCAAGUGCGUUUUCUUGGUAUGGCUGAUGAUUCCCACCGAAUUCAAUGGAUCUUUAGUGCUUUACGGCAGGAUUGUGAGACCUUAUUUCUUGAAGCAUCACAAUGUCAUCGAUGAAACUAUGAACAAGGUUAAAGAACAGGUUAACAAGGUUACCGAGAAAUCCGAUUAGGAGCCCCCUUGUUCUACCGUCGCGCCUUUUGCAAUAUAUAGUGGUAAUAUGGAGUGUUUUUUUUUGUUUUGUUUUGUCUCGUCUGGUGUCUAAAGUCUACUAUACUAUUUUUAUACUUCUAUAAAUGUUUUAAAUCUUAAUAAAUGAUUGCGCGUUGAAGAGAGGUAAAGUUAAUGGUUACUUUUAGAGCACGAGAAAUGCAAUUCAUUUUAGGUAUUUUAUAGAUUGUAAAUGCAUUAGGACGCACGAGCGUUUAAAAGUAUUUUUUAAAAACACUUUACUUGCGUGAUUGUUUCGCUUUAAAUUGAUAAAUGAUCGGUGAAAGCUUGACUUGAAAACUCUAUUGUGGAUAUUUUUAAUACGCUCAUGCUUGAUAUUUAUUAGGCUUUAAUUUUACUACAUACUCUUUACCCCACUAAGGCUUGUAUGUGUGAGACAAACUUGAAAUCGAACCGCUUUUUUAUAUAAGUAAGCCGCGCUUGUUGCGAGAGUAUAUAAGUUUUUAUGUUUAUUAAAGUGGCUUUUACGAAAACUGAGAAAAUAAUAAAGAUAUUUAAAGUGGUAUAGCACAGGAAAACAUCCUUUCUAUUUGAUUAGGCAUUUAUUCAAUCCCUCAACUUUUUUGCCAACUAACUGUUAGAUUUGCUGUUUAUAAUCCGGUCAUCGAUUAGGCAGCUUUCGUGCAUUUGUCCUAUAGGAUUCACGAAUUGUUUUUAGACUAAAAGUAUAUACAUUUUGCCAAGGCACGCACAAAUAAAACGUUUCCAAAAA
Molecule: messenger RNA, 1467 nt
Organism: Dendroctonus ponderosae (mountain pine beetle)
Lineage: Eukaryota; Metazoa; Arthropoda; Insecta; Coleoptera; Curculionidae
Product: receptor expression-enhancing protein 5
Exons: 4
Coding region: 229-696 (155 amino acids)
Source: RefSeq, a predicted model, not a curated record